AUGAUUUUAGCUGUGCAUGCAAAUGGCGCAGCAAUCCAUUCUCAUGUGGUGGUGGCUGACACCGAAAAUUCAUUAAAAGGUACAAUGGUUGUGUCAAACUGUAACCACGAUACUCUUUCGAAUUCGAAAAAUGCAAUGUCUCAUACUUUGACACAGAAAGUUCAAGCAGACACUGUAAAUGCUAAUUCACAAGUUCAAGUGAAUACUAUCACACAGCUGUCUGAUGGUACGCUUGCUCUUGAUUAUCAAUGUAGCGGUGUGUCUGAUCAAAAGACAGCAAUAAAUACACUGAAAAAGGCUGUUCAAACAAAUGAUGUCCAGAAAGUUAUUGUUCAGUCGACAAUAGAUGUUGUAUCUACAACAGGCAAAACAAAUCAACAGAACAAUAACCAGCCACCGGACGAAAAAGUCAAUCUACUUACUACCAAAACAACGACACCUACAACAAGCAUACAACAGCACACGCCCAAUGCUCCAAGUUCAGAAAAAAACGCAUCCUCAAACAGCGGUGAGAAACCAGCGACAAAAACCGCUACGGUUGCACCGGCCGAACCUGAAAAGCAUGAGCAUGACAGUUCCGAACAACACGGCCGAUCCAAGAGGGAAGGCAAACCAGCCGCGAAAGCUCGUGGAAUGCGCAAACCGAGCAAACCAUCGACUGUCGACUGUGACAAACAUCACAGCGUCAGGGCUCAAGAUGAUAACAAUCUCAGAGGUGUCUUGGUCGUCAAAUCAUGUCAUGCAGCACGUUUUGUUCGAAAACCAAGUCGUGUGACGAAUGUGGCCAACAAAUUUCAGUCACUUCUCGCUGAUCAUCUGAGCAGUCGAGGAGUGAAGGGUCAUUUUCCAUUGCAAAUCAGUAAGGUAUUGGGUAAUACGACGCACACUGAAUUCCACUACACAGUACCAUGCGUCAAGUCUCAUCACCAAACAGUGAUUGCCUCACUGAAGACCGCUUGCAAAGAAGCAGCAUUCAUCGGUACCAUUACGCAAGAAAAUCAACCCCAGGAUGAUGAUUCAAGUUCCUCAAGCGAAGAAAGAAGCGGUGAAGAGUUGGGCAAACGACGAGCGCAAGGCGCCAAACAUGGCCAGAAGCAUUCCAAGGAAGCAGACCAUAAGGAACACGGCCGAUCCGAGACGGGAGGCAAACCAGCCGCGAAACCUCGUGGAAUGCGCAAACCGAGCAAACCAUCAACUAUCGACUUUGACAAGCAUCACAGCGUCAGGGCUCAAGAUGAUAACAAUCUCAGAGGUGUCUUGGUCGUCAAAUCAUGCCAUGCAGCACGUUUUGUUCGAAAACCAAGUCGUGUGACGAAUGUGGCCAACAAAUUUCAGUCACUUCUCGCUGAUCAUCUGAACAGUCGAGGAGUGAAGGGUCGUUUCCCAUGGCAAAUCAGUAAAGUAUUGGGUAAUUCGACGCACACUGAAUUCCACUACACAGUACCAUGCGCCAAGUCUCAUCACGAAACAGUGAUUGCCUCACUGAAGACCGCUUGCAAAGAAGCAGCAUUCAUCGGUACAAUUACACAAGAAAAUCAACCUCAUGAUGAUGAUUCUAGUUCCGCAAGGUGGUCGAGUGGAGCAAGGGAAGAUGGUAAGUUUUUAUUUCCGCAGCUUAUGGAGUUUGUUGUUGUGGCGUUGAGAAAGGUCUGUUAG
Molecule: messenger RNA, 1656 nt
Organism: Rotaria socialis
Lineage: Eukaryota; Metazoa; Rotifera; Eurotatoria; Philodinida; Philodinidae
Source: the annotation of a GenBank genome assembly